GACUGGAAGAAACGAUGCACUUGUAGUAUAAUACUGUUUUAGUAAAAGAACUGCAGUUGAUUUAGCAAUUCCAUUAAAAAUUAUCUAGAGUGUGCUUGCUGUUUAUCGAGUUCACUGGCCAGACUGUUAAUUACUGUGAUCCCGGUGUAUUAUAAUAAAUUGUACAUAAUUAUAUAGCAGUUCGACGUUUAUUAAUUUAUCCCGGCUUCGUGGAUAGUCAGUUCAGAAUGAUCCACUCACGACUCUGUCGACGGAGCAGUGCACUGUGCUGGUUCUUGCUCUGCUGCGCGUCGCUGGUGUGUCGGUGCGGAGCGCUGUCCGGGCACUACUACCGCAUCGACGUCAUGCUGACGGAGCUGCACAACCCCAAAUCCCUCAUCCACAACGGGAAGCGCUGCGACGUCUUCACGGCCUGCGAUCCCCUGCUCUACGUCUACAUCGACACGCAGAAGCCGCGGGAGACGUUCCCGGGGGGCGCCCGCUCGCAGGAGGACUUCACGGUGCUGACAAGUCAGUACAACAGCGACACACUGACCAUCAACCGCAGUCUAUCCAAGACCAUCUGCGGCAGCUCUUCCCAAGCCUUACCCACGGACGUGACGGCGCGGGUGGACGCGCGGGACCACGACUACUUCACCGGGCACGAUAUUAUGGAGGAAUUUAAUUGCAGCUUCGUCUUCCGCGCCAGCUGGGAAGGCGACUACGCCUGGUCCGAGGAGCGGCCGUGUAAAGCGCGCUUUCAUCCCUUAGAUAUCAGUUUACGGUUUAAAUGGAGGGUGAUUCCCAUAACGCCGGAGCAAUGCGGACAGGAAACGGUGCCAGCUUAAUAAUUCUUGAUGGCCUCUUCUCAACUGUAUCCUAGUAUUCCCCAUUUCGCAGGCAACAUGACCUCUUCCAACACAUCGUACCGUUUAAUUAUGACAACCUACUCGGUAUAUUUUUAAUUAACUAUGAAUGCCAUGCAAUCAAUGCACAGCGUAUCAAGCCUAUACAAAUUCAUAGAAAAUUGUUAUUCUUAGCUGCAUCAUAUGUACACAUAUUAAUUUAUCCGCACACCGAGCUUAUGUAUCCCUUGAUACCUUGAUAUAUACAGUCACCGGGUCGAUCUGUUUUUCUCAUCCGGUAAAAAUAAUUUUGCACGAGGGACAAAAAUAAAUAAAUCUCGAUAAAUAAAUGUAAC
Paramacrobiotus metropolitanus is the source of this 1180-nucleotide messenger RNA. RefSeq lists its product as uncharacterized. Bases 228 to 827 code for a protein of 199 amino acids. The transcript has 5 exons. NCBI's taxonomy places the organism in Eukaryota, Metazoa, Tardigrada, Eutardigrada, Parachela, Macrobiotidae. The record is from RefSeq and is a predicted model, not a curated record.